Messenger RNA from [Torrubiella] hemipterigena, 2517 nucleotides. The record is from the annotation of a GenBank genome assembly. NCBI's taxonomy places the organism in Eukaryota, Fungi, Ascomycota, Sordariomycetes, Hypocreales, Clavicipitaceae.
AUGAACACCCAAAACAUCCCUUUUGACCAUCACGAGGCGCCUCGCCCGUGGUCCUCUGAACUUCCUCGCAACCCGCCAAGAACUCCUCACGACUCCGAGUCUACACUUCGCCUCGACAGGCACGCCACUUCAGCUUCGCAGCCGCACUCGCUCUCGCCGCAGGCCACCCUUCGCCCGCACCGUCACUCUACGCCUCUCUCACAAUCGGCUUCCACGCCAGAACUCUACGGCCCUCACCGACACCGCAAGUUCACUCGACCUUUUACCAAUCUUGGCCGCCAUGUGCUGAAGGCUACACCUCCGCCUGCUGUUCGCUUUGACGAGUCCCAGCUUGCCAUGUUCGCCGCUGACAAUUCCGCCCGUAUGGCCGGUAUCAAAGACGAGUUCACAAUUGCCGCUGGCAAAGUCACACCUGGCGUAGACGACACGCCAUAUAUUCAGUACGCUCUGGAAGCGCUUACUCGUGAGCGUGCGAGCCCAAUGCCAGAAGAACAGCCUUCGCCGCACUCGGCCGCCGAGUACAUGGACAAUCUUGUCCGCUCAGCGACACUCCGCCAAGCGAAGCGAGAGUUGUCAGACGUGUCGGAGCCAGACGCAGCAUUUGUUACUCCUCAGGCUUUCCAUACCAAUGAGCAGCGUCUCGCUGGUAUUCUUUCACAGACACGCAGCCUUCCGACCACGAUGUCGGCCCCGGCCCGCAGCCGCAGCUGGGACCAGAGCUUCUCUUCUUCGGAGCACUGGGUCGCCAUCACAGACGAUAUGCGCCAGACUCUCGAUCCUCGCGGCCGUACAUGCCCGCCGCUAAGAUAUAAGCCGCGCAUUCUACGACCCUUCUCCAUGCUGAUUCUCAUCACUCUUUGCCUUAUCAUGACCGCCGCGCUUGUCUACUCUGCGCAAGCAUCCAACCAGCACAACGGCCUCCUCGACUUUGCCGGUACCCUCUACUCGUCGCAAUACUUCAUCUUCCGCAUCCUCCCCCAGCUUCUCGGUUGUGUUAUCCUCCUCUACGCCCAAAGCAUCGUCAACGCCUCUCUCCGCAUCCUGCCAUUUGUGUCGCUGGCUGACGAAGACCCUCGCGCACGCUACAUGGCCCUCUUCCAGCCUCUCUAUCCCGUCUCGCUGCUUCACCCACAGCUCGUUGGACCCUGGCAAUUCAAGCUCUUUGACAUUGCCACAUGGCUCACCCUCUUCACCGUCCCUCUCUUGAGUGCCACAUAUGUCAAUGUCUUCAUCGAUACUGAAUGGCGCUGGAUGCCUGUCCAAGGCAUAGUCUGGGCUCUGGUCGGCAUAUAUGGUGUGCUCAUUAUCUCCACAGCGAUCCUCAUGGUCUUUUGGUUCGGCAAAUGGACUGGUCUUCUCUGGGACAUGCGUUCGAUUGCCGACCUGCUCCCACUUCUCAACCGCAGCAAUGCUCUCAGCAGCUUCGACCAGCAUGACUUGUCUGAGAACAAGGACGACUUCAAGAUGCAGCUCCGCGACCGCUGGUUCGACAGACUCGGCUACUGGCGCACUGGCGAUCUAAUCAACGGCGGCACCUGGUACACUAUUGGCGCUGUCGGUGCCCGUGCUGACGACCACCGUGCCGGACGACCCCGUGGCCACGGCGGCGACGAACGCCCAUCAUUCGAAUCCGAAGAUCUCAAAGCUCCAAUGCCCAUGGGCGGCAACUUUGGCCGCUACUUGCCAUGGUGCCUCCGCAACGCUGCCAUCAUCUCCGGUGCCGUCCUAUCCACGAUGCUCGCCCUUGCCAUUCUCCUUGUCGCUUUCUUGCCUCAGACGCGCCUCGACGAUGGCUUUCUGCCUCUGCUCCCUGCCCGGCCCACGCCCGUCGCCUUCUCCGCUGCCAACUUCCUCUACAGCUUCCUCCCGUCCUUCGUCGGCAUGAUUCUCUUCCUGCUCUUCCAGAGCGUCGACAUGGCUCUCCGCCGCGUUCAGCCCUGGGCCGACCUCACCCAGCUUUCCGGUGCACCCGCAGGCAGGUCUCUGCUUGCCGACUACUCCGCCUGCCACCCUUUCCAAGCCUCCCUACGCGCUGCACGCAACGGCCACUGGCGCCUCGCUUUUAUCUCGCUCAUAGCCCAGCUCUUCGUCUUCCUCCCCAUCCUCAGCGGUGGCCUGCUUAUUGCGCUAACCAGUACUGACGAUGACAAGGUCCGCAUGUACGCCAGCAUGCCUGUGUUUGGCGUCCUCGUCGCGCUUCUGGUGCUCUAUGCCGGUUGCUUCUUUCUUCUAAUUCCCCGUCGCACACAAUUCGAGCUGCCCCGCCCUGUUACUACUAUUGCCGCUAUGAUGAGCCUCUGCUCGUCCCGCGAGCUAGUCCGCGACGCCGCGUUCCGUGCCAUUCGCUCCCGCGAAGAUCUCAAGGGCCGUCUUGGUGUGGGCUGCUCCGACCCGCGCCAAGAGAGCGUCUGGUUCUACGGUGUUGUCCCCGGACGCGACGAGCACCGCGUGAGCGUCCGAAGGAUGCAAAAGUACACGGAGAAGCGGCCAGUGCGGACCGUUGCGGCCAUGGUGUAA